AUCAUUGGCUCAACUCUUCACAGACUAACUUUACUGCCGAAGUACGAGCACAACACCGUUGCUUCUGAUCCCAACGCGAACGAGAGACUCCAAACAGUCUGCUAUGAGAAGAUGUCCGUGAACGAUGUGUACGUGUUCCGGCCGUUUAAACUGAUCGCUCUUCUCUGCGUGUUUCUCGCGCUUUGCCUGGACAUUGUUGCUCUGUUGAGCCCCGCGUGGGUGACGGCGGAGGGCUACGCGCUGUCUCUAUGGGAGUCAUGCAGGGAGAUCGAGAGCGACUGGAAAUGCAUCUCCACCCUCAAAUCUGACUGGCAGAUAGCCACAUUGGUGUUAUUAUUAGCUGGGGCAUCAGUGACAUUAGUGGCCUUCCUCAUCGCACUCAUCUCUUUGUGUAAAGGCACACACAGGAAGCACUAUCGUAUGGUGGCAGUGUUCCUCUUCACAGCAGUGGUCCUCCAGGCUUGUGCUCUGGUGCUCUACCCAAUCAAAUUUAUCGAUGGCAAAGUCUUGCAAACGUACCACGAGUUCAACUGGGGCUAUGGGCUGGGCUGGGGUGCCACCAUCUUCAUGCUGGGCGGAGGGAUACUGCUAUGCCUUAGAACAGACAUGUAUGAAGAUGCCAUGCACUAAGGGCUUCAAUACAUAUACACAUACACAUACACAUACACAUACACAUACACACUCAAACACUACAUGCUGUCACAGCAAAAAAGUAACCAGUAUCUACUACACAAUCCUGUUCAGACAUGCUCCAUCGGAAAGGGACAACAGUCUCACAUACUGACACAUAUUUAAAGAAUAUAUACUGUAUAUAUUGUACAUCUCAUAUUUCACACACUCACAUACUGCGUACAACACAUGUAAACAUAGGUUGUGUUCCAAUUUCAUGCUUGUAUUAUGCACUAAAUCUAUGUACUUUGCUGGUGAUGGGAAAGUGCAUACUUUUGAGUACGUAGUAAGAAAGUAUGGCAGUAUUAGGACUUAAAAGUCGUUAUACCACAGACUUCAUUGCGCUAGCAUUUGUUGUUUGUGUUGACAUUUAAAGGAAGAGUUUAUCCAAAAAUGAUUAUUCUCUCAUUUACUCUCCUACCUUACUGCCAUCUCAAACUGUUAUGACUUUCUUCUGCGGAACACAAACGGAGAUAUUUUGAUGCACGGAGAUAUAUCCAUACAAUGCAAGUCAAUGGAGGAAAUUACACACUUAACUUUAACUGUUAUGUUCACCAUUUAAAAGAAAAUUCUGCAACAGACAGUCAAACAAGGAUCUUUGCAAAUGCCUCCUCUUCUGUUGCACAAGAUCUAAUGGGUAGAAUUAGCCUAAAAAGGUUGAUGCUGACACAAAAUCUGAAGAACACUUUGAUAAUCAACUGGAGAUAGCACGCCACCAAAGUUAUCUUUCAACUUAUUAUUAUUUUGGACGCACUGAGUAUAAUCUUGCAUAUUAGGACAGAUGAUAUGUGAAUUGGGACUCAUUCAUAAACACAUCCACAAGCGCACACUCUUUAGCCUCUUACUCUGUUGCACUAGACCUACAUUUAGCAUGAUGGGCUGGUGUUACAAGCAUCAGGACAGUAUGAAGUAUGAAGAACAGCUGUGUGAACUAGACUGCAAGAAUUCAGAUUGAUGGGACUGUAUAUAAGAAUUCCUGACAGACAUUUAAAGAGACUGGAAUGUGCCAUGCCCUCUUGGUUUGCCCCUUGACCAUUCACAAGGAUGGAAAACAUUCACGGAACAAGUUCUCGGGAGAUCCUUUAUAAAGAAGCAUGAUAGUUCCUUUUAGCAUUUUGUAUAUUUCUUGUGUUGCGCUAUCUGAUAUUGGACAUAUCACCUAUUUAAUGUGUUUAUAUAGUAUUAAGAAAGUACGUAAUUUUGGAUUUAGAGGAUAUAUUUUAGGUCAUGUUGUUUGAUAUUUGUGAUUUUUGAAAUACAAGCUUGACUUGAAAGGAGGAGACCUUUUUUGAAGCUUUACUGCUUAAACAUAUCAGUUUCCUUUCUUCAUUUUAAAAGAAUAAUAAUAGGUACUGUUGAAAUAAAUGCAGACUUUUGUUCAGAUAUCGAGGGGAGGGUCUCUGAUUUCAUCAUUUCAUCAAUCACUGUCAGUGUGUUACUGCGUGAACAACACUAUG
This is a messenger RNA of Xyrauchen texanus (razorback sucker), 2126 nucleotides long. Its product is annotated as transmembrane protein 47-like. The transcript is spliced from 3 exons. Gene Ontology annotation, biological process: cell-cell adhesion. The record is from RefSeq and is a predicted model, not a curated record. Gene Ontology annotation, cellular component: cell-cell junction. NCBI's taxonomy places the organism in Eukaryota, Metazoa, Chordata, Actinopteri, Cypriniformes, Catostomidae. Bases 112 to 630 code for a protein of 172 amino acids.